This is a messenger RNA of Erpetoichthys calabaricus (reedfish), 563 nucleotides long. It is a transcript of the gene uqcrh, whose product is annotated as cytochrome b-c1 complex subunit 6, mitochondrial. The transcript is spliced from 4 exons. Bases 123 to 392 code for a protein of 89 amino acids. The record is from RefSeq and is a predicted model, not a curated record. Lineage: Eukaryota; Metazoa; Chordata; Cladistia; Polypteriformes; Polypteridae. Gene Ontology annotation, biological process: mitochondrial electron transport, ubiquinol to cytochrome c.
CGCGCAUGAGAAAUACGUCAUUUCCGUUUGGUGCAUUGAAGGUCUUACAGAAGUCGUGUCGGCUGUGUCACUUGUGUUAUAAGCCGUGCUAGGGAUUAGGCUGUCACUUUUCUAACAUCAAAAUGAAGGAAGACAAAAUGAUUACCAAUGGAGAGCCCGAAGAGGCUGAAGAAGAAGAGGAGGAGGAGGAGCUAGUAGACCCAAUUACCUUAAUCAGAGAAAAAUGUGAACAAACGGAGCAUUGUGUACAUACUCGUGAAAAGUUUGACCUGUGUGAGACACGAGUAAACUCCAGGUCACAGACUGCUGAAGAAUGCACAGAGGAGCUUUUUGAUUUUAUCCAUGCCAGGGACCACUGUGUUGCACAGAAACUCUUCAGCACAUUAAAGUAAAGAAAGGAGUGGUGUUGCUUGAGAAUUCAGUUGCUGUACCAAAAACCAUGCAUGGAAAACGUAAUAAAAUGAAAUCCAAUUGGUGAAGCUGCUGUCUUGUGGAGGAGUCCUUCUGUUAGCCAUUUUCAAAGCUGUUAUGUGUCUUGUGAAUAAAAUAUUUUGAAAUGUGAA